CCCAGCCUGCUCAGUCCCAGGACCCCUCACACACCUCUGUACUGAACUCCCCACUUCAGCUCAGCACCCUGAACCCCCUCUGGCACCUCCAACUCUGCCUCUUCUCCUCCCCAGCCUUCUCCUCUGUUCCUCUGAAAUCUACCUAGUCACCCUCAUUUCUGCAGUCACCCCCAGACUCCCCCUCUACCCUUCUAGACUGUCUCCCACCACCCUCAGCCUGGCCGUGGUGCCUUUAGCCUGCUGCACCGUCCCUCCGUCCACCCAAAGCCAAGCAGCUUCCCUGGCAUCUCCACAUUCUGGGAGCUGAUCUCUUACCAAGAACCCCCCAACUCCUUUCUGCCCCCAACCCUGCUUUCUCCUGCCGCACAUUUACCCAUCACCUCUCCUCUUAUCCGCAGGCUCCCUUCUCUCACAUUUAUGGGUGUGUCAUUUUGUGGUUUUGUGUCUUUCCCACUCCCCCCACCAUUUCUGUAGCCUCUCAACUUUUCUCUCCCAUUCCUUCCAAGGAAACAUGCCCUAAACUGCCACCGAAUGAAGCCUGCUCUUUUUAGCGUCCUGUGUGAAAUCAAGGAGAAAACCGGCCUCAGCAUUCGGAGCUCCCAAGAGGAGGAGCCUGUGGACCCACAGCUGAUGCGCUUGGACAACAUGCUUCUGGCAGAGGGUGUGGCUGGGCCAGAGAAAGGGGGUGGCUCAGCGGCCGCAGCUGCAGCGGCUGCAGCCUCCGGGGGCGGUGUGUCCCCCGACAACUCCAUCGAACACUCGGACUAUCGCAGCAAACUUGCCCAGAUCCGCCACAUCUACCACUCAGAGCUGGAGAAGUAUGAGCAGGCAUGUAACGAGUUCACAACCCAUGUCAUGAACCUGCUGAGGGAGCAGAGCCGCACGCGGCCCGUGGCCCCCAAGGAGAUGGAGCGCAUGGUGAGCAUCAUCCAUCGGAAGUUCAGCGCCAUCCAGAUGCAGCUCAAACAGAGCACCUGCGAGGCCGUCAUGAUCCUGCGUUCCCGCUUCCUGGAUGCCAGACGAAAACGCCGUAACUUCAGCAAACAGGCCACUGAGGUCCUGAACGAGUAUUUCUACUCCCACCUGAGUAACCCAUAUCCUAGUGAGGAGGCCAAGGAGGAGCUCGCCAAGAAGUGUGGAAUCACUGUCUCUCAGGUCUCCAACUGGUUUGGCAACAAGCGGAUUCGCUAUAAGAAAAAUAUUGGAAAGUUCCAAGAGGAGGCAAAUAUAUAUGCUGUCAAGACCGCUGUGUCAGUCACCCAGGGAGGCCACAGCCGCACCAGCUCCCCAACACCCCCUUCCUCCGCAGGCUCUGGCGGCUCUUUCAAUCUCUCAGGAUCCGGUGACAUGUUUCUGGGGAUGCCUGGGCUCAACGGAGAUUCCUAUUCUGCCUCCCAGGUGGAAUCACUCCGACACUCGAUGGGGCCAGGGGGCUAUGGGGAUAACCUCGGGGGAGGCCAGAUAUAUAGCCCUCGGGAAAUGAGGGCAAAUGGCGGCUGGCAGGAGGCUGUGACCCCAUCCUCAGUGACAUCCCCAACGGAGGGACCAGGGAGCGUUCACUCUGACACUUCCAACUGAUCUCGCCCCUCAGGGCCACAGGGGUGGGGGCUCACAAGGCAACUAUUGAAGAGGACGCAGGCAUCCAGAGGACAAAACCCAGACACAGGAGAAGCACAAGACAGAGAAAGGCAAACGGGGUCAUCCCAUCCCCGGCUGGACUCUCUCAGUGCUGGGGGUGCUGACUACAUGGCAGGGAAGAUGAGGUCCCCUAAGGGGGGAGUGGAGUCUGUUUCCCCUUUUUCCAUUCUUUUCUCUCUCCCACAGAAACACACACAUAGAAUCCUAUUUUUCAGAUCUUUCUCUCCUCUCUCUCAUACACACAUACAACUAUUGUCUGUCUCUCUCUCUCUGGGCUCCCCCACUCUCCCUCCCCCACCCCACUUAUCUGCUCUGGGAUCUGUGGAGACGCCAGCCCUGCCCGACCAGAGAUGCCAAAAAUGGGGACUCGACUUCUGGACAGAGGACAUGGGCCACGCCCCCCGUGCCUCCCCGCCCCCGGCCCCUCCAGACGGCUUUAUUACCUCAUACGCAGCUCAUCUUAAACCAAUAGAAUCGCUCGGUGGACGAGAGUGUCUGACUCAGAUAUCUACCUCGGAGGGAGUUUCUGCUACUUUAGGGAACUGUUGACUGGGCUUUGGGGUUGAACUUUUUUUUUUAAAAGGAAAGAAAAAAUAACCCUGGGAUCCAUCUGUAUUUUUUUUAUUUGGGGGGGGGUGUUGUUCGUGGUGAUGGUUCUUAAUUUUUAAUUUAGUUUGGGGAAGUAGAUGUUUUUAUAAAUUUUUUUUUAUUGCUUUCCCAUAUUAGGGGUGAUAGCCAAAGGGGUCACGAUAAGAGAAAGGGGAACAAAUAGAACUGGUGAAGAGGCCUGCCUGGCUCCAGUCCUGUCUGUCAAGAAGUGCAUUUAGUAGGGCACCAAGCCUGCCUCCCUAAAGUCACUUAGGAAUGUUCUCCUUUGCUUGUGAAGUCACUUAGGUAUUCUUUGCUUGUGCAGGCAGUUUUCUGUUGCACCUGGUGUGGAGGCAGUCAAGGUCAGUCAGGGGUUUGCUCUGCCAGCCUGUCCUCUCUUCCCACAAUCUAGGCAGGGCUGGACUCAGUCAUUUUGAGCAAAUGCCACCUUCCCCUGUGAGUGACACGUCUUUAAAUUUUUUUUAACUAUUUGCAGAUUGGAGGGGGAAGAAUGGGGAGGGGGUUAUUGCCAAAUAUGUUAAAUAUGGGGUUCGGUGUUUGUGUAUUUCCCCAGAAAUAAGGUAUCUUUUUUUUUCUCUCAAUCCAAAAUCAAGAAGGUGGGGAGAGAGGAGGGAGGCCGCAAGAAGCCAGGUGUGGGGAAAGUAAAAUCACUGUCCCAUUCUUGGCCCUGAACCCUACCAUCUGAACCCCUCAAACAUCCUCAGGAUUUUACAAGAGUGGGGAACCCCUCUCGUCAGAGAUCUGGGCAGGAUUAGGGGGCAGGUUGGGAGUGUGAUGGGUUGGGGUGGGAGGCAUGGGCCGGGGGCAGUUCUCUCCUCACUUGUAAACUUGUAGUUUCACAGAAAAACAAAAAACAAAAAACGCAGUUUUAAAUAAAGAAAUUGCUUUUUUCCCUGGG
This is a messenger RNA of Vicugna pacos (alpaca), 3145 nucleotides long. NCBI's taxonomy places the organism in Eukaryota, Metazoa, Chordata, Mammalia, Artiodactyla, Camelidae. The record is from RefSeq and is a predicted model, not a curated record.